CGCCCCGUCCCUGGCCACGCCCCUCCGCGAAGCCUGCGCCUCUUCCUUCCGGGUCGUAUUCGGCCGGGCGCGCCGCUGAGCGGAGCCUGGGAGUCGCCCCCGCGCCCCGGCCUCCCUGCGCCGGCUGGCCGCUGGUGGAGCCUACGGCGCGCGCCUCUACCGGACCCUGCAGGGUAAAAGAAUGUCAUAUUUCAACAUUGGUACCUGAAAUCAGAGUGUAAUUGCCAGGCCACAUGGAUGAGUGCCAACCUUUGCAUUUCUGGUGUGUAUCCUGUGACCAUUCUAUCUGGGAACAUCCUUCAAAGAGUUCGCGCGUCUUACCGAGGACACCUGACCGUUUGAAGCUUCAUAAUUCACACCUAGAUGCCACCAGUCUUUCCCAUGUUAACAGUUCUGACUAUGUUUUAUUAUAUGUGCCUUCGGCGCCGAGCCAGGACAGCUACAAGAGGAGAAAUGAUGAACAGCCAUAGAACUAUAGAAGCAAACAGCCGGACUUCCCCUCUCAAUGCAGAGGUGGUCCAGUAUGCCAAAGAAGUAGUGGAUUUCAGCUCCCAUUAUGGGAGUGAGAAUAGCAUGUCCUAUACCAUGUGGAACUUAGCAGGUGUACCAAAUGUAUUCCCGAGUUCUGGUGACUUCACUCAGACAGCUGUGUUUCGAACUUACGGAACAUGGUGGGAUCAGUGUCCCAGCGCUCCUGUGCCAUUUAAGAGGACGCCGCCUAAUUUCCAGAGCCAAGACUAUGUGGAACUUGCUUUUGAACAACAGGUGUAUCCUACAGCCGUUCACGUUCUAGAAACCUAUCAUCCUGGAGCAGUCAUUAGAAUUCUAGCUUGUUCUGCAAAUCCCUAUUCCCCAAGUCCACCAGCUGAAGUCAGAUGGGAGAUUCUUUGGUCAGAGAAACCUACGAAGGUGAAUGCUUCCCAGGCUCGCCAGUUUAAACCUUGUAUUAAGCAGAUAAAUUUUCCCACAAAUCUUAUACGGCUGGAAGUAAAUAGUUCUCUUCUGGAUUAUUACACUGAAUUAGAUGCCGUUGUAUUACAUGGUACAAAGGACAAGCCAGUGCUUUCUCUCAAGACUUCACUUAUUGAUAUGAAUGAUCUAGAAGAUGACUAUGAAGAAAAGAAUGGAUGUGGAAUGGACAAUCUGAACAAAAAGUUUAGCAGUAUUGCCCUCAGGGAAGGGACAAGUAAUGGAUAUUUUGAUAAACUACCUUAUGAGCUCAUUCAACUGAUUCUGAAUCAUCUGACACUACCAGACCUGUGUAGAUUAGCACAGACUUGCAAACUACUGAACCAGCAUUGCUGUGAUCCUCUGCAGUACAUCCACCUCAAUCUGCAACCAUACUGGGCAAAACUAAAUGACACCUCUCUGGAAUUUCUGCAGCCUCGCUGUACUCUCGUCCAGUGGCUUAAUUUAUCUUGGACUGGCAAUAGGGGCUUCAUCUCUGUUUCAGGAUUUAGCAGGUUUCUGAAGGUCUGUGGAUCUGAAUUAGUGCGUCUUGAAUUAUCUUGCAGCCACUUCCUUAAUGAAACUUGCUUGGAGAUUAUUUCUGAGAUGUGUCUAAACCUACAGGACCUAAAUCUCUCAUCCUGUGAUAAACUGCCGCCUCAAGCUUUCAACCACAUUGCCAAAUUAUGUGGCCUGAAACGACUCGUUCUCUAUCGAACAAAAGUAGAGCAAACAGCCCUGCUUAGCGUUUUGAACUUCUGUUCAGAGCUUCAGCACCUCAGUUUGGGUAGUUGUGUCAUGAUUGAAGACUAUGACGUGAUAGCUAGCAUGAUAGGAGCCAAGUGUAAAAAACUCCGGACUCUGGAUCUGUGGAGAUGUAAGAACAUUACUGAGAACGGGAUAGCAGAGCUGGCUUCUGGGUGUCCACUUCUGGAGGAACUUGACCUUGGAUGGUGCCCUACUCUGCAGAGCAGCACUGGCUGCUUUGCCAAACUGGCACGCCAGCUUCCAAACUUGCAGAAACUCUUUCUAACAGCUAACAGGUCUGUGUGUGACACAGACAUUGAAGAACUAGCAUGUAAUUGUACCAGAUUACGCCAACUGGACAUACUAGGAACAAGAAUGGUAAGUCCAGCAUCUUUAAGAAAACUCCUGGAAUCUUGUAAAGAUCUUUCCUUACUUGAUGUGUCCUUCUGUUCACAGAUUGAUAAUAGAGCUGUGCUAGAACUCAAUGUGAGCUUUCCAAAAGUGUUUAUAAAAAAGAGCUUUACUCAGUGACUUCAUAUAUGUCUUAUAAUAAAAUUAAUGUGCUUUUGUAGGGUUUUGUUUUGGGGUUGGUUUUGUUUAGUUUUUAUAAUGGUGGGAAUAUCUUAAGACAUUUGUGGAUUUUAAAGAAAAAUAUGGAAAUGUCCAUUAAAUCAUUAAAUCAGUGAUGUAAACAAAUGUUUUCACAAAAUAUUGUAAGCACUUUCCUUCAAGAAUAUGUGAGUGGCUCAUAUUAUUUUUGUCUUAUGUUAAUCAGUGAUAUUGUGCUUUAGUCAAUAACUAGAUGUUUAAUAAAAGAGUAAUAUGGAAAUAUUUUAACUUAUUUUGAAAGGAGCACUUUGAACAAUAAAAUAUCAUGAUAUUUAUGCAAGAAUAAAGUUAAUUUUUCACACUU
Aethalodelphis obliquidens (Pacific white-sided dolphin) is the source of this 2608-nucleotide messenger RNA. It is a transcript of the gene FBXL4, whose product is annotated as F-box and leucine rich repeat protein 4. The coding region runs from base 364 to 2226 and encodes 620 amino acids. Lineage: Eukaryota; Metazoa; Chordata; Mammalia; Artiodactyla; Delphinidae. The record is from RefSeq and is a predicted model, not a curated record. The transcript has 9 exons. Gene Ontology annotation, molecular function: protein binding. Gene Ontology annotation, biological process: SCF-dependent proteasomal ubiquitin-dependent protein catabolic process. Gene Ontology annotation, cellular component: SCF ubiquitin ligase complex.